GGGGGAUUGGGGGAUUUUCGGGAGGAAGUGGCAUGCAAAUGAGGACUCGCGUUUCCGGAGUUGAGCUCAGGCUCGCUUGGCGGUGCGGUGCAGCUUGGAGAAUAGAGGCUUCUCGCGAAAGAGCCACACGUUCCUGCCCAAGAUCUUUUUCCGCAAAAUGUCAUCCUCAGGGGCCAAGGACAAGCCUGAGCUGCAGUUUCCCUUCCUGCAGGAUGAGGAGACGGUGUCCGCACUGCAUGAGUGCAAGACACUCUUCAUCCUGCGCGGCCUGCCAGGGAGUGGCAAGUCCACGCUGGCACAGGUCAUCCUGGACAGGUACCGUGACGGCACCAAGGUGGUGUCUGCCGACAGUUACAAGAUCACCCCUGGUGCUCGAGGAGCCUUUUCCGAGGAGUACAAGCGGCUGGAUGAGGACCUGGCUGCCUACUGCCGCCGGGACACCCGAGUCCUUGUGCUGGAUGACACCAACCAUGAGCGGGAGCGGCUGGAGCAGCUCUUUGAAAUGGCCGACCAGUACCAGUACCAGGUGGUGCUGGUGGAGCCCAAGACGUCGUGGCGGCUGGACUGUACCCUGCUCAAGGAGAAGAACCAGUGGCAGCUGUCAGCUGAUGAGCUGAAGAAGCUGAAACCUGGGCUGGAGAAGGACUUCCUGCCACUCUACUUCGGCUGGUUCCUGACCAAGAAGAGUUCUGAGAGCCUCCGCAAAGCUGGCCAGGCCUUCCUGGAGGAGCUGGGGAACCACAAGGCCUUCAAGAAGGAGCUGCGACAGUACCCUUCCUGCAGCAGGCCCUCCGCAGGCUCUCAUCCACCACGCAAGCCUGCGAGGACUGAAUAUUAUGUCGUCCCUGGGGAUGAGCCCAGGGAGAAGAUUGAACUGCUCACCUACUUUGGGAAGAGACCCCCAGGUGUGCUACACUGUACAACCAAGUUCUGCGACUACGGGAAAGCCGCCGGGGCAGAGGAGUACGCCCAGCAGGAUGCAGUAAAGAAAGCUUACGGCAAGGCCUUCAUGCUGACCAUCUCUGCCCUCUUUGUGACACCGAAGACGACUGGAGCCCGGGUGGAGCUGAGUGAGCAGGAGCUGCUGUUGUGGCCAAAUGACGUGGACAAGCUGUCACCCUCUGACAGCCUGCCCCGGGGGAGCCGUGCUCACAUCACCCUGGGCUGUGCGGCUGACGUGGAGGCCGUGCAGACAGGCAUUGACCUCCUAGAGAUUGUGCGGCAGGAGAAGGGGGGCAACCGAGGUGAGGAGGUGGGUGAGCUAAACCGGGGCAAGCUCUACUCCUUGGGCAGUGGGCGCUGGAUGCUGAACCUGGCCAAGAAGAUGGAGGUCAGGGCCAUCUUCACAGGGUACUACGGGAAGGGCAAACCUGUGCCCAUACAAGGCAGCCGAAAGGGGGGUGCCUUUCAGUCUUGCACCAUCAUCUGAGUGGUCUCACCACAGAGGGCCCCUGACUCUACAAGGGAAGGGGGAGGAGAGGGAAACAUGCCCUCUGCUUGAUCUUUAAGAUUUUUUUUUUUACUCAAAGUUAACUUUCCUAUAACUUUUUAAAAACUUAUAAAAUAACUGCUCCUCUUUUCUUGCUGCCUCAUCCCCUCUAACACUCAAGCUCUCAACACAAGGCGGGUGGGCAGACACCAUUCAGGAACCUGGAUCAAAGCUGAUCAGGCUGGGCCUAGUUGGGCCUGGUCCAGCCGCAGCCACAAUCUGGAACCCUGCUUCAGGCUGGUUCUCUCAGCCCCUGGCCCAGGUCCACUGCCCUGCCCAGAGCUGGCUAGUGGGGAGCGAUACUUGAGAGCUGCAUGUACCCACAGAGUGGUCACCAUGGCCAGGGGAAACUAGUGGUGGAUUUGCGAGGGGAAGAUCCCUGGGCUUUGAUCCCAUUUCUUAAUCAGUGUAGCCUUAGGAAGGCUGGGGCUGUUUACCAGGGUAGAAAAAGGGGUUUACCCACUUUUGGUCCUAAGCGCCUGUCCCCUCCUCCUUCACACUAUAACUAGGUAACAGUUUGAUAACUAGGGAAGAAAACAGAAUAAGCAGCAGCCACAUCCCAGCCUGGCUACUGGUCUCACCCCAGGAAGGGGAUGGGCUGGCCAUCCUUUCCAGUGGUAUGGCUCUGCUGUGUGGAUGGGGAGAUCGAGGAAGACAGUACCUUGUGGGGAAGCUCCAGUCUUGCUGUCUUCCCAGCCCAUCUUGCCUCCCCGGUGCCUCUGGAGGCCUCUGUGCCUCCUCUAAAGGGGGCUGGUGGGUACCAAGAGCCGAUGGAGUGGACUCCUGGCUGGUAAGGGCCAAAUCCCACAUGGGGCCUCUGGGAAGGGGUUUUUAACACUGCUACAUGUGCUUUGGUUCCUGGGGUACCCUCCACUGUUCUUUGCUCAGUAACAGGGCCUUGCUAAUCAGGUUGUCACUCCACAAAAGUGCUUGGGAUUUAAGUUCCCAUCCUGGCUUUGCCCAACCUCAGCAACUUGUAAGACUGAUAAUGAAAUAAAUCAUGUUAAUCCUA
This is a messenger RNA of Equus quagga, 2501 nucleotides long. It is a transcript of the gene CNP, whose product is annotated as 2',3'-cyclic nucleotide 3' phosphodiesterase. Gene Ontology annotation, cellular component: cytoplasm; membrane. Bases 158 to 1429 code for a protein of 423 amino acids. Gene Ontology annotation, molecular function: 2',3'-cyclic-nucleotide 3'-phosphodiesterase activity. The transcript is spliced from 5 exons. The record is from RefSeq and is a predicted model, not a curated record. NCBI's taxonomy places the organism in Eukaryota, Metazoa, Chordata, Mammalia, Perissodactyla, Equidae. Gene Ontology annotation, biological process: cyclic nucleotide catabolic process.